Bursaphelenchus xylophilus (pine wood nematode) is the source of this 1628-nucleotide messenger RNA. The record is from the annotation of a GenBank genome assembly. Lineage: Eukaryota; Metazoa; Nematoda; Chromadorea; Rhabditida; Aphelenchoididae.
AUGUCAGAAGUUUGCUCCGAAGAGUGUCUGGAAAUUACUCUAGGGUAAGUUGGGAUUAAAAAUUAGGGUUGAGGACAAAAGUGGGAAAUUUUUGUGUUUCAGCAGAAGUUUUAGUUGUAGCUAUCUAAUAAAAUACGUUCGCUUUUCAGAAUAAAGUCCUACUUUUGCUGAUAAUAAUCUUUAUCAUCUUGAUGCACAAUUUCUUCUACCAUUAUCGGAGAUUACUGUGGAUGGACUUUCAGUAUAAUGCAGAAGAUUUUGCAAGGACAUAUGGGCAAGUUUUGUGGCCAAUAGCUACCCCACACGGCAACCCGAAAUAGAAUAUAAUAGAAGAAAAAUGUUUCCCGCCCACUUUUGAAUUUCGUCCAAACGAAGUGUCAAAAUUGCCAAAAGAAAUAAAAUUAUUCAUAAAAAAAUAUUUUUCUGUCGGAAACCCCCAAGAAAAAUUCUUUUUUGAACUUACACUUGUCCUUUUACUUCUUUUUAUGUCAUAAUACAGUAAACGAGCAGAUAAAUUUUAGCUACGACUACAACUACACGCAUAUUCUGGAGAACCAAUGUGUGCUUCCUGUAAUUACGGCAGGUAUGUGCAAAAUCUCGGCAUGCAGAUUGUUUGAAUGACUUGAAAACGACCUCAGACGUUUUUUUAGCUGAACCAGAUAUUCUUCCGUUUCUGAAAACGUCCAAUAGUUCAAUCUUCGAAUGCCCUUUGUACAGCAGUCCGAUGAUUGUUCAACAUCCAGAAGAAGGAGCGGCUCAAUUCGUUCAUCCAAGCCAACGAAAUCUUGGAUAUUACAGAUGCUCAGUCGAUUAUUUAAAUGGCACAGAAGACACACUAGUAAGCUUCAUCUGACAUUUUCAGCUGCAACUAACCUUUAUUCAGGCCACUUUCGACGAUGAAAUCGAUAUAGAUUCGCCAGUCUAUACAGUAAAAUGCACUGAUAAAGAUGGAAAGACAAUAUAUCAUGAUGUCUACAGUAAUUUGAAACCGUUCAAGACACCUUUGCGAUAUAGUACGGCUAAUUCCCAGGGGGUUGAAAAGCCAAGUGUUUUAAUGAUAUUGAUCGAUGGGAUUACCGGCAACAGUUUUCAACGAGAAAUGACAAUAACAAAGGAAUUUCUGGAAAGAAGAAAUGCCGCAUUUAUGAAAGGGUUUAACAGAGUAAGUUACUAGGAGCUAUGUGCGCAAUACCGUUCAUUAAAACUUGUGUUAUGAACGCUUGACUGCGGUAUUGAUAAUAAAUGGCGAGUAUAAGGUCUCCGAAACGGUGAUUGCCAAGUUUUAAAGUUUUCCCAAUGCUUAAUACUUGUCUAAAAUACUACAAGUGGCACAAGCUUCUUUAAAAAGUCGAUAUUUCCAGCAUAGUGUCCACUCCUCCAAAAAUAUAUUCGCGAUGUUAACCGGGAAAGUGUUUGAGCCGGCAAAGAACGACCUGAACACGACAAUGCCCGAUCUAAUGCAGUUAUCAAAGAGUCGGCUGCAGAAUUCAUCCACUGCUGGCUGGAUUUUUGAGAGCGCAAGAAACGCUGGAUACAUUACUCAUUUCAACGAUGACAGUGACUUCUUGAAAAAGUUUGACGGAAUGAACAGUGAAGUCGAACUGCCAGUCGACGUGAGCUUGCGGUAA